CCGCGCGGCAGCUGCAGGGCUACGUGGCUCGGCCAGCUGCGGCUGCGCUGGCAGGAGGGGCAAGAUGGCCGCGGAGCAGGGCGUGAGGGGCGCCCGGCCCCCUCCCGGCGCGGGGCUGGGCAGAGCGGUGCGGAUCCUCCUGCUCCUGCUAUGCUUUGCGGCCCGCGGAAGCGCGCUCUACUUUCACAUCGGAGAGACGGAGAAGAAAUGCUUCAUUGAGGAAAUCCCAGACGAGACAAUGGUCAUAGGAAACUACCGGACUCAGCUGUAUGACAAGCAGCGGGAGGAGUACCAGCCGGCCACCCCCGGGCUCGGCAUGUUCGUGGAGGUGAAGGACCCAGAGGACAAGGUCAUCCUCGCCCGGCAGUAUGGCUCUGAGGGCAGGUUCACUUUCACCUCCCAUACCCCUGGUGAACACCAGAUCUGUCUUCACUCCAAUUCCACCAAGUUCUCCCUCUUUGCUGGAGGCAUGCUGAGAGUUCAUCUGGACAUCCAGGUGGGUGAACAUGCCAAUGACUAUGCCGAAAUUGCUGCCAAAGACAAGUUGAGUGAAUUGCAGCUACGAGUGCGGCAGCUGGUGGAACAAGUGGAGCAGAUCCAGAAAGAGCAGAACUACCAGCGGUGGCGAGAGGAGCGCUUCCGACAGACCAGUGAGAGCACCAACCAGCGAGUGUUGUGGUGGUCCAUCCUGCAGACCCUCAUCCUCGUGGCCAUCGGUGUCUGGCAGAUGCGGCACCUCAAGAGCUUUUUUGAAGCCAAGAAACUGGUGUAGCCAUCUUAGGCCAGGCUAUCUUCCCAGGCUGGGGGAGAAAGGACCUCCUGGAACUGACUUCUCUGGCAGGAGGACCACUUCCCAAUCACACAUGUUUUGGAGGGAAGGGGGACUGCAGGCACACCCAGGCACAAGCUGAGGGUAGUACCUUGGCUGGCUGAUACUGAGCAGGUGAUGGGACAGAUGUCUUCCCCUUUCCCCUGGCGUGUGGGCCCUUUGCAGUAAUCUUCCAGGGCUGGUGAAGCCACUGGGAGUUCCAUUGGCACCUCAGAAUCACAGUGUUACUGAUCAGGGAUGCUCUCUGGUGGAUAGGGGAGGAGGGUGGGUGGGCAAGCCAGUUUUCCUUCUGUCUUCCUUUACUAACUUGGGAUUUUGAGGAGGUUGGGGUAUGGCUAUGAUUCCCUGCCACCCUGGGAACUUUACUGUUCUCUCUUUUAGCCUUGACCUGCUGAUCCAGGGUCCAGUGAGGGUGGGGUGAGGGAGAGGGGAGUGUGGCUCUGUGCUUGACUCUGGCUUCAACACAUGGGCAUUCAUUCUGGGGCUUGAGGAAUAGGGGUAAGGCCAAGGAGGCUUUGAUGCUGGUUGGGGUUGGGGCCUGCAAAGUCUUAGUUACUGAUUUCAUUUUCAAUAAGUCUAGGUUUGUUACAUUGGUUUCCCAAUAAAAAAUAUUGACUUCUU
This is a messenger RNA of Nycticebus coucang (slow loris), 1450 nucleotides long. It is a transcript of the gene TMED9, whose product is annotated as transmembrane p24 trafficking protein 9. Lineage: Eukaryota; Metazoa; Chordata; Mammalia; Primates; Lorisidae. Gene Ontology annotation, cellular component: Golgi apparatus; endoplasmic reticulum; endoplasmic reticulum-Golgi intermediate compartment. Bases 65 to 772 code for a protein of 235 amino acids. Gene Ontology annotation, biological process: COPI coating of Golgi vesicle; intracellular protein transport; endoplasmic reticulum to Golgi vesicle-mediated transport. The transcript has 5 exons. The record is from RefSeq and is a predicted model, not a curated record.